Acaulospora colombiana is the source of this 147-nucleotide messenger RNA. The record is from the annotation of a GenBank genome assembly. NCBI's taxonomy places the organism in Eukaryota, Fungi, Glomeromycota, Glomeromycetes, Diversisporales, Acaulosporaceae.
ACAUCAAAUGAGGAGAACGUUGUAUACAGAGCGGACAACUGGGUUGUGGUCGUUUCUGAGUUUGGCCUGCACGUGAUGAGGGUGAACUCGUGGUCAAUACGCCGCUCGACUCUGGAGAAAUCAUUCUAUGGCAUCAAGGUGGUGUGA